Messenger RNA from Prorocentrum cordatum, 3423 nucleotides. The record is from the annotation of a GenBank genome assembly. NCBI's taxonomy places the organism in Eukaryota, Dinophyceae, Prorocentrales, Prorocentraceae.
GCGGAUCGCGCGGGGCCAGCAGCCAUGUCGGGCGACGGGACUGGAGCGCCGCGGCGCAGGGUGUACUGGGUCUGCCAGUGCAAGGAGUGGAACUGGUGCGACAGGCGGGCGACCUGCAAGUCGUGCGGGAAGGAGGCGCCAGCGUGGGCGAAGCGCCUGCGCGCGGCGCAACUGCCCCAGGCCGACGGGGAAGGCUUCGUCCAGCAGCCCAGAGGGCGUUCGCAUCAGCGUGCAGCGCGCCGAGCUGGAGACGCCUCCCGAACAGCCUCGGCCGCCAGCACCGUGCCGAGCAGUGCGCCCAACAGCAGGGGGCGGCCGCGGGGCGGUGUCAAGCCGCCGCCUUGGCGUGAGGAGCGCGGGGAGCAGCCAGAGGAGCCAGCGUCGAGUCUGGAGCGCAGGCUCGAGGAAGCCCAGGCUCGCAUCUCCAGCCUCCGCGAGGCGGUCGCCAUGGAGGAGACCGGCGAGGCCUUCCAGCGUGAGGCCAGGGCGGCCCUCCUCGCGGCGGAGGCCUCGGCCGAGAGGGCAGAGGCCGAGCUCCGCGAGGCCCAGCGGCUCGGGAGGCCCCCCCACGCCGUCCUCCACGGCGGCGCCAACGCCAUGCAGAAGGUCGAGAAGCAGAUCGCUGCAACCAGAGCCAAGCGCGAGCAGGCCGUGCAGCGGGCUGACUCCCUCAGGGGGAGGAUUGCGGCGAUACAGGAAGAGCUGGCCGAGACAGAGUCCGAGGUCGAGGACUUUGACAGCCUGCUCGUCAAGCUCGAGGGGUCGAAGGCCCAGACAGCCCGGCAGGCGCUCCAGCGGGCCAUCGAGGUGUGCGGAGGCCAGCAGCCCCUUGAGACCGCAGUCGGGGGCCUCGUCACCCAGGUCAGCCAGCUGGGGGAGAUGCUUGGCCGCAACGCGGACGGCGUCGCGCCCAGGCUCCUGGAGAUCAUGGGCAUUAUUGCCACGCAGAGCGCAGCCAUCUCGGACAUGCUCCACCCCGCUGCGCCAGCUGCCGCAGCCUCGCGUUGGGCCGACGGCCUUGGCGGGGACGGGCUCGCCGUCGACGACGAGGAAGGCGCCCCCGCCCCAGCCGCUGGAGCCUCUGCCCCCGCAGUGCAGCGGUCGCCAGCGGAGGCAGCAGGGCAGCAGGUGCGGCCAUGCCCGCCCACCCAGCGGGCGAGCCCAGCAGUGGGGCCCUACGGGCCAGCCGCCGCCCGCGGGCAGUCGGGCGCAGCGUGCGGCGCUUGGCCCCAGCCUGGCAAGGCCGAGCGCAGGAUCCUUGAGGAUGCCAGGGACGAGCACGAGGACGGCCAGGCGAGAGUGGGCAGGGCUGUGCCUGCCUCUGCGAAGGUUGCUGGGCUGCUCCGUGCAUGCUUCGACGUGCUGGACGCCUACGGCAACGCAUGUGACCGUGCCUUGGAGGUGCUAGAGGCCUACAUCACGCGUGGGGACGCGCACCUGAUCGCCGAGGACAGGGCCCUCGACCUGGAUCCGCCCAUGCUGAUCACGGACUGCACGCUCCACAGUCUUGCAGGAUGGUUGCACUCGGGCGAGCUCCCCCCGCCGAUACUCAGAGGAGCACUCGAGGCUACAGCGCCGCGGCAGGCGUCAGCAGCCGAGCCCUGGGCGCACCGCGACUUCCCCGUGGAUGCAGCUGUCCUCACCCUGGGCAGUUUCGGCUGGCACUUCAGGUCCGAGCGGGGCCUCAUCACGGACGUGCGGGACAUGACGCUGACGGGGCGGCGUGAGCUCGGCCCAGAGGCCAGCCUAGGGGCGAGGUGCGCCUCGGGUUGGCUGGAGCUGCGGAAGCUGGCCAGUGCCCCGUCUGGGUGUGGCUCCGCCUUUUGGGUUGCCUGCAGGGAGCUCGUCGGGCCAGGAGGCGAGCUCGGCGAGCGUCAGAGGAGCGGGCUGGUUUCCCACCUCACGAACGCGCAUUGGCCGCAGGCUAGGCUCCACAGUAAGUUCGAGUGCCCCAUGCUUGCGGCCCCGCUGAGCGACUCAGUCUCGCCAGCGCUGGCGUGGAGCGCCAUGCGGGUUCGCCCUCUCGGAGUGGCAGCAGGGGAGGUCGUUGCUCGGCGCUGGUGGUCAGCGACGCCGCCCCAAGGGCCUCGCGCGGACGCCAUGAGUUGCUGGAGGACAUGCAGGCCGCCCGACGUCAAGCCCAAUGGCAAGUUGUGCGUGGACGGCUCGUCGGUCGACCAGCGGCUCUACGCCUGGGGACGCGCGGGCUGGGCUUUUGCUCAAUGCGACGACGACGGCAGCCUCGUCGCGGGCGCCUACGUGACCGUCAGGCGGGCCCUCCCGCCGCAGCAGGCUGCCCGUGGCGGUGAGGGCUUCGCGGUCUGGAAGAAUGUGAUCUACGCGGGCCCUGCUGUCGAGGAGGUCCUCAUCGGCGGCCGCGGCGCGGCGAAGAGCCAGCACAGGGAGCUGGCCUAUGCGACGGGCCCGACCAAUGCCAACGCCCACCCCUGGAGGAGCCCCGCCGCCCUCGGACCUGGUGGCUCCAGGGCGAGCAAGGUGGCCGCCCACGGCAACAGGCAGGCGGUGCUCGGCGGGCUACGCACGGAGGCGCAGUGGUGCGGCGCCCUGCGCGCCCGCGGCUCCGCCGAGCUGGGAGCACGGCUGCGCGCCGAGGCGGCCGUCGCCAGGCGGGACACCGCGGAGAAGGACAGCGACUGCCUCCUCGUGUCCGACGAGAGGCAGUGGGCGAGGUUCGCCGACCUGGAGGAGCAGGCCGAGCAGGCCACUGCAGGCAGGCCGACGGAGCAGCAGCCGCGCGUGGAGAGCUUCCGCUCGGCGGCCAGCGCGGUCGGCCUCUCCUUCACCACGGCUGGCGCAGGCCACCUCGGCCACUCCCUGGCGUACGCGCUCUGCGACGCGGGCGAGGAGUUUCAGGAGCUGGUGGCAUGCAGCAGGUGCGGCGCCUACAUGGUCCUCGGCGGCCGCGCUGGGGGCCGCCCUAAGCUCAAGGAGCCAUGCAUCGGGGCAAGGGCCAUCGGGCAGCGCAGCCAGCGCCGCCUCUGGGCUCGAGGGCUUCAUCCAGGUGGUCGGCCACGCGGAGGAGUCCAGCAGCGCAUGGAGAAAGGUGCCGAGUUCCCUGCGCUGGGGCUGCAGGGGCCUCUGGCCCCGUCGGCCCAGGAGGCGUUCCUGGCCUGGCUGGGCAUCGUGGUCGAAGAGGGCCCCCCGCCAGCAGGCGGCAGAUCAGCGGCGGCGCCUGGGCAUGCAGGCGGCCGCGAGCAGGGGCCAACGUCGCGGCCGACGGCGGCGGCGCAGCAGGUGUUGGCGGGCGUCGACCCGCGGGUCGCCAUGCUGGCCGCGUGCGGCCCGAUCGAGCAGUGCCUCGCCGAGCGGGCGCUGGCCGCCAGCUCCACCGCGGAGGACCGCCGCGUCCGCCCGCGGCGCGGCCGCGGCCUGAGCCCUGGCGGCGUGUGCUCGGGCGAGUAG